CAGCAAGACAUGGCACCCGGUACCGUGAUCGCUGCCUUCUCGGUCCUCAAGGAUCACGUCAAAUUCAAAGUUAAUCAAAAUUCGAUAGCCAUUGACAAUAUCGUUUUCAGAUUACAUUAUAGGGCUACGUUUCUGUUGCUUCUCGUUGCAUCUAUUCUAGUCACCUCCAGACAAUUUAUCGGAGAACAUAUAAGAUGCAUCGCCGACACAGGUGUACCAUCAAAGGUUAUCGAGACAUUUUGUUUUUUCAUGUCCACAUACACCGUGGUGAAGCAUCUGAAUGCUACCGCGGUGCAAGAGGGCGAAUUACCACAUCCUGGCAUUGGACCAGCUGCUAAAAACGACCCUGUCAUACACCAUGCUUAUUAUCAAUGGGUGCCCUUUAUUCUGUUCUUCCAGGCAAUCCUCUUUUACUUGCCGCACUACCUAUGGCGAAAAACGGAAGGCGGCCGGUUAAGUAUGCUAGUAUCAGGAUUACACAUGGCAUCUUUGUCAUUAAACGAAACGGAGAUUAAGGUGAACGAUAAUAUGAAGGUGCCAUCGAAAAAAGAACGCGAUGAGAAGAUACAACAGAUUCGCAUUGGCUUCAUAAACCGCCUGCAUUUGAAUCGUCCAUGGGCAUACAGUCUGACUCUUUGCGAGAUUAUGAAUUUCAUAAAUGUGAUCAUGCAAAUUUACUUGACCGACUGGUUCCUCGGAGGAGCUUUCCUCGGUCUUGGUCAAGCGAUCUCGGAGCCUCCGUCUAUGGAGAAAAUGAAUCCACUUGAUAUAAUAUUUCCAAAGGUAACUAAAUGCAUUUUUCAUAAGUACGGUCCUUCUGGUGACAUACAAAAGCACGACGCGUUGUGUGUGAUGGCACUGAACAUCGUUAACGAAAAGAUCUAUACGGUCCUUUGGUUCUGGUUCGUCGUGCUGGCGGUGCUAACCGGUUUGGGAUUGGUUUGGAGAAUACUGACUAUGGUCCUUCACGCAAGAAGUACGUCAUUCAACAAGUUUGUGUUUUCCAUGGCAUGCCCUGGAAAAUACAAUCCAUGGAACGUACUCAAGGUCACUCACGAGUACUAUUUCGGCGACUGGUUGUUUCUCUAUUACAUAGCGAAAAAUCUGGACAACUAUAUAUUCAAGGAA
Messenger RNA from Trachymyrmex cornetzi, 1128 nucleotides. RefSeq names its product innexin 7 (gene Inx7). Gene Ontology annotation, cellular component: gap junction; plasma membrane. Gene Ontology annotation, molecular function: gap junction channel activity. The transcript has 8 exons. The annotation marks the transcript as partial. Gene Ontology annotation, biological process: phototransduction. The record is from RefSeq and is a predicted model, not a curated record. NCBI's taxonomy places the organism in Eukaryota, Metazoa, Arthropoda, Insecta, Hymenoptera, Formicidae.